This is a messenger RNA of Sorex fumeus (smoky shrew), 2174 nucleotides long. It is a transcript of the gene CUNH4orf33, whose product is annotated as chromosome unknown C4orf33 homolog. NCBI's taxonomy places the organism in Eukaryota, Metazoa, Chordata, Mammalia, Eulipotyphla, Soricidae. The record is from RefSeq and is a predicted model, not a curated record. Bases 297 to 884 code for a protein of 195 amino acids. The transcript is spliced from 6 exons.
AGCGCAGCGCCGGGCGCUGCGGAAUCCGCGGCGGGCGUGGGCAGCCUGGACGGCCGCCUUCUCGAGCCUCAGCAGGGGCCUGCCCAGGGGAGGGGUCCAGGUUCUGCUGACCUCUAAGAAGCAUCUGGAAGGAGCCGGAGGCAUCCAGGACUUGAAGCUGCAGGACCGGGCACCUCCUUUGCUUGGGGUUCCUGUGGCCCCCACCGCCGACUUGCAGAGCCGUGUUCAGCCUCACUGCCAGCCGUCCCUCCGCAGCCAGUCACUCCCUGGCACAGGGUCGCAGCGCCGGGUCCCACAUGGAGUUUAGAAUCGCACACACGUGGGACGGCCUCCCCGUGACGCAUGAGCCGGCCUGCGUGCGGCUGCACCCCCAGAGUGCAGGGGUGGUGCUGGAGGUCACUGCCCCGCUCUUCAACGACCCUCCUGCCCCCACUGGAGCCCCGGGGCAGCCCUUCAGUGGACUGUGGGACUAUGAAGUUGUGGAAGCAUUUUUCUUGAAUGACCUGACUGAACAGUAUUUAGAAGUUGAGCUUUGUCCUCACGGGCAGCAUCUGGUGCUUCUCCUCUCUGGAAGAAGGGACGUGUGGAAGCAGAGCCUCCCUCUGUCCUUCCACGUGUCCAGGCGGGAGACGGCCUGGGAAGGCAGAGCUCAUCUUCCCUGGAGCUACUUUCCCUCCGGCGUGAGCAAGUUCAAUGCCUUUGCCAUCCACGGGUCGGCGGCUGACAGGCGCUACGAGGCGCUGUACCCGGUGCCUCAGCAGGACGUGCGACCGGGACAGACGGCCGACUUCCACCGCCUGGAGUACUUCCAGCCUCUCAGUUUUAACGCGCUGCUCGGGGAAGAGUGGAAGCAACCGGAAUCAGACCUGUGGCCUGCGGUGUAGAUGUCCACGUCGUUGCCCCUCCCUGCCCCUCGCCAGGAGGCCUGGCCACAGCCUGUCCUCCUGGGCCACUCUAGCCAGGCAGUGUGCGAGCCGGUGAGAAAGCAGGACGUUCGUUAGUGCUUCUGUCAUAAGGUGAGGAUAGUUCUGAGUCCCCUGGUUCUCGUGCCCGGUGACUCCGGGGUCCCCCAUCCCCCGUGGCUUCAUCUAGUCAUCUGUUCUCGGACACUCGAGCUGCUUCCAGGUCCUGCUAUCGAUUGCAAGUGUCCUUUCACAGAAGAGUGUCAGGGCCCUUGAGAAGGAUGCCGAGAAGGAAGAACGCUGGUGCGUACGAAAACUUGAUUCCCAGGUUUCUUGAGAGGUGAGCGAUGACAUUUCUGUCGGGAAGGAGGAUGUGCAGAUGUCUCCACCUCGUUCUGAAGCAGUCAGACAGGCGGGGAGCAGGACUCUCCAGGGUUGUGUUGCAGUGCGGGUCUGAGCCUGGAGCCCCCUCCCCCGCCCCCACCAGGCUCCCCGAACACAGCUGCACCCAGGCCCUUGCCGUGGCCUGAACCCACUGCAGCGCCGGCGUGCAGCAAACCAACCCUCAAGACUCCUGCCAGGGCUUGUUCCCGUCAGCCGCGGACUGGACGCUGCAGGGCCUUGGUGCAGAAGUGACACAUCUCAGCGUCCUCUGCAGAUGGAAGGGCGUACCCAACACUCAGGCUGCGAGACGUGGACACAGUGUUCUCUGGGUCUUCUCUGAAACAGUGCUUUGGGGAUGAAAAACCAGCAGCUGCUCCCUUCCAGCCUCCUGUCCUUCCCUCUUCCCUGAGUGAUUGCAUCAAUGCUUGAACUGACACUCUUAAUUAUGGCAUCGAUGCGUGAGCUGACACUCUUAUGACUCUGUCAGUGAGGAGACACGAGGAGCCGUCUCUGAGGAGGAGGGGGAGAGGGCUGAGUUCCUGGCAACUCGUCAGCCCGGAUUUCCUCCCUGCACAUGUAUUCACUCGGGACAAAAUAAACAACACAAUUCAUGUCUCAAAUUCAGGAAGGGACUCCGUGCAAACCCAAUGAGAAAUGUCACAAGGUUCUGGUGGAAAUGGACAAGUCAUGUCAAAUUUUGUAUGGGAAUGCGAAGGACCUCGAAAAAGGAGUAAAGUUGAAGGGUUCGUGCUGCCAACUUCAAGUGAUUCAACUUAGUAGGCAUCAGAAGUGAUGAUAGUGUCACAAUCUAUUUAUAUAUGCCAGAUAUAGAAAUGAGCGUAUCAACGCAUCACCAGAAUAAAACAGAGAAAUCAGGAAGAGAACUGU